GCGGAAGAAAAAGAGGAUGCGGGUGUAGCAGCAUCCCGGCAUGAUUGAUGCCCCUGCAACAUCCAUCCUCGGAAAACCAUCCAACCACAUUUCGGCCUAGGGAAAGCACGCCGCACUCGAUCCGGCCGCCUCGGGCCUCGCCCCCCGCACCCGCCGCGCACCCGGCAGCCAUUUCCCGGGCAUUUGUCUCUCCUUGUCGUCCGCCUCCCCAUGACCGGAUCCCUCCCUGGCCCCGCGCCCGCCGCAUGGAGCACCUGCCCAAACCCCUACGGGGCCCACCCGUCAUAGUCCCUCCUGGGCCAUAAACCUCCCCCAACCCACCGUACUCUCAAGUCUCAACUACCCCCUUCAAUUCCUCUGCGCCGCGCCGCGCCGCGCCGUUGCAGCAACAGAAUCUAGCGCCCCCACCGCACGCAUGGAUCGCGCCACGCCGCGCGUUUGCGGCCGCCGCGGCGUAUCCCAAGCGGCGGUGGAAGCUGCGCCGUCCUCCUCCCGCGCGCGCCGCCGCGAUAAGGCGCCGGCCGUUGUCAUGGACCUUGGCGACGACGACUGCGGCGGUGGCGGGGCCAGGAAGACGGUUGGUGGCGCUGCAGGUAGGUGCGAGGGAUCCACGAAGGCUCCUUUGCCUCUGCUGCCGCCGAUGAUGGUGCCGGCGGGAGCGGUGGCGCUGCGGACACGAUCGAGGAGGCGGGCGAUGCUGGCGGCGGCAGUGGUGGAAGAGGCGCCAACGAAGAAGAAGAAGAAGGAAGGAGCGAUCCCAGAUGCCGCGGAGGCGCCCCGUGGCCACGGGAGCAAGGCCGCUGCUACCUCGAUGGCGACGUCGAGCCAUAAGCGGCGCGCUGGGACCUCGAGGUCGACGUCGAGAGAUAAGCGGCGCGCGCGCUCGGGACGUGCCUCGGAGCCAGCUCGCGUGGGCCGCGCGCGCAAGCGCAAAAGGAACGAGUUGGAGGCCCCCGCUCGGAGAGAACGUGUGAAGGCGCCAUGUGUCAGUGAAAGUGAUGACAACAGCGGGCGAGGCGAUGACGCUUCUCAUGACGGGGAUGCGGAGCCUCGCGUCGGGGUCGCCAUUGGCACUGAUCUGGUUAACGGGGAUCAUCCGGCAGCUAAAGAGGUAGUGGAAGGUGCUGGUGACGAGGACACAGGGGACGGAGGGAACAGUGGCCUGGCAUCGACUGCUGAUGUGUUUGCUGAGGAGAUGGCACCCUUUGAAGAUGACUACGAUGAUGAGAUGUUGGAGGAGCAGCUUGUUGGAGAUGUGAUUCGUGCUUACAGUAAUGGCAGAAACUUCGAUUCAGAUGGAGUGGAUUGGGAGGCAGAGGAUGAGAUGGAGUUCAAUGACGAUGCUGACAAUAGUGAUUUUAUGGAUGAUGCUGACGAUAGUGAUUUUAUGGAUGAUGCUUAUGAAGGUGGCAAUUCCAAACCAAUUCAAAAUCAUGCUAAGUUGGAAAUACAAGACUGGGUGAACCAGAAAGUUGUUUUGAGUGGAGGGAGGUGUGAGGCGAGGGGCGAGGGGGAUCUGGAGGAAGAAUUGGAUGUGGGAAAGGAAGCAGAUGAGGAGGACGUGGAACCAAAGAGUGAAGCGGCUCCAGGUUCUGAUAAAAGGGUCUUGCAGUUAGAAAUCCUAGGUUCCGAUGAGGAAAUCAAGGUGCUUGAAAAUAUGAGUAGUGCCCCAUCCAGGAAGGCGUCAGUUCAAUCGAAGUUACCAACUAUUCCAUCUUGUGUUGCAUGGAGAACCCGAUCAUCAUGGGGGGUAAAUCAAGAUAGACUAUCGUACGAUACAUAUUUUGAGGAAUUAUCUGAUGAGCCAAAAGAGGAUGAUGAUGAUACAGAGGUGGAACUUGAUGAAGUUGAGGAUGACAACAAUGACGAUGACAGUAGUGAUGCUUAUGAUAAAGAUGACGAAGAGAAGGAGGAAGAGGAAGAAGAGGCUGAAAGAAGAAAACUUAAUAACAGGAUUUGCACAUCCGAUGAAGACAUGAUCAAUAUUACUGUUCCUACAUCAAGAUAUGAUAUGUUUAAGAAAAAAAAUUCCUCAAGAUAUGAUAUUGAGUGGGUGGAGGAUGAAGAUGCAAGUGUUGAUAUGUUACAGCCAGUUUCCUUUAAGAAAGAUAGCAGCUGGAAGCCUGUGGCUGUUGGCAACGACACAUUUACUGAGCAACAAAAGCGAUCACGAUUUACUUGGGAGCUUGAGAGGAGGAAAAAGCUUAAGCUUGAGAUGAAGACAAAUCCUUUGCAUGAGCGGGAUUUGGACUCAGAUCCGAACUCAUCAGGUUCUGACCAGAUCAGAAAGUAUGGUUUCAAAAGUGAUGGGAGUCAUAAAGUUGAUAGGAAAAAGAAGCAUACAUCGCCCAAAUCGGGCAAGAAACCCAGCAGCGCAAUCAUACUAAAGCGGCAGUCUCUUUUGAAGCUUUUGGUAGAUAAAAUGAGUGGUGAUAAAAGUUUAGCAUCUUUUCCAUUUGAUCAGAAUCCUCAGCUUCAGUUUAUUUUCAAAGAAAUGCAUCCAUUGGUAUUUUCAUUUGGAGAUGAAGAUCUAGUAGCAGCUGACAGGCCAGAGCAAGAUGUUGGAUUGGAUAUGUUAUGGGCUGACUUUGACUUUGCUUUAGAGUCUGAGAAUAUCGGUACUUAUUAUGAUGAUGAGUGUCAAGAAGGCAAUCAACUAGAUUUUUCUCUUGCCCCAGUAACACCCUGUUCUCGUGGGAAGCAUGAAUUUGUUAUUGAUGAUCAAAUAGGGAUCAGAUGCAAAUACUGUUCCUUGGUAAACCUGGAGAUCAAAUUCAUGUUUCCAUCACUGGUGUCAGUGUUUGCCGAGAAAUCAGCAUGGCCAAAUGACAAAGGCGUGAAAAAUACACUGAUGUUUCAUGAUCUUUAUGAACAAGGAGUCAAUGACACUGAACAAUCUCAAGAUAUUCAUCAAUAUGGAACGGUGUGGAAUCUUAUUCCAGGGGUCAUCAGUACUAUGUAUGAGCAUCAGCGUGAAGCAUUUGAAUUUAUGUGGACAAAUUUAGUUGGUGAUAUUAGACUUGAUGAGAUAAAGCAUGGAGCAAAACCUGAUGUUGUUGGUGGAUGUGUUAUCUGUCAUGCUCCUGGAACAGGAAAGACACGAUUAGCUAUUGUGUUUAUCCAGACAUACAUGAAGGUGUUUCCAGACUGUCGGCCAGUGAUUAUUGCACCACGUGGUAUGCUCUUUGCUUGGGAUGAGGAAUUUAAGAAAUGGAAUGUUGAUGUUCCUUUUCAUAUACUAAACACAACUGAUUACACUGGAAAAGAGGAUCGGGAGAUAUGCAAGUUAAUAAAGAAAGAACAUAGGACAGAAAAGUUGACAAGACUAGUCAAACUGCUUUCAUGGAACAAAGGUCAUGGUAUUCUUGGAAUAAGUUAUGGUCUGUACACAAAACUGACCUCUGAAAAACCUGGCUGCACAGAAGAAAACAAAGUAAGAAGCAUUCUUCUUGAUAACCCUGGCUUACUUGUUCUUGAUGAAGGACAUACACCUAGGAAUGAACGCAGUGUUAUGUGGAAAACUCUAGGAAAUGUGAAAACUGAGAAGCGUAUAAUUUUAUCCGGAACUCCUUUUCAGAACAAUUUUCUUGAGCUUUACAACAUUCUUUGUCUGGUAAGGCCUAGAUUUGGUGAAAUGUUUUUGACGAAGUCAAGAGUAGGUCGAAGACAUUAUGUCUCAAAAAAGCAAAAGGAUAAGUUUUCUGAUAAAUAUGAAAAGGGUGUUUGGGCAUCACUGACUAGCAAUGUAACUGAUGAUAAUGCGGAAAAAGUAAGAUCAAUAUUGAAACCAUUUGUUCAUAUACAUAAUGGCAAUAUUCUUCGAACUCUUCCAGGACUCAGGGAGAGUGUAAUUAUUCUGAAGCCUCUUCCCCUUCAAAAGAGUAUCAUUAAAAAGGUGGAAAACAUUGGUUCUGGUAACAACUUCGAACAUGAAUAUGUCAUUUCUUUAGCUUCUACACACCCUUCCCUUGUAACCGCCAUUAACAUGUCUGAGGAGGAAGCUUCACUUAUUGAUAAACCUAUGCUUGCUAAAGUGAGAUCAAAUCCAUAUGAAGGGGUAAAAACAAGAUUUGUGAUCGAAGUUGUUCGUUUGUCUGAAGCAUUAAGAGAGAAGGUUUUGAUUUUUAGCCAAUUUAUUCAGCCUCUAGAGUUGAUAAAAGAGCAUCUUCGCAAGUUCUUCAAAUGGAGAGAAGGGAAAGAAAUUCUUCAAAUGGAUGGAAAGAUCCUUCCAAGAUAUCGCCAGGCUUCCAUUGAAGCCUUCAAUAAUCCAAAUAAUGAUUCCAGGGUGUUACUUGCAUCUACAAGAGCAUGCUGUGAAGGGAUUAGCUUGACAGGUGCUUCAAGAAUUGUGCUUCUAGAUGUUGUUUGGAACCCAGCUGUUGGAAGGCAAGCCAUCAGCAGAGCAUUUAGGAUAGGUCAGAAGAAAUUUGUAUAUACAUAUAAUUUGAUAACUUAUGGAACAGGUGAAGGUGACAAAUAUGAUAGGCAAGCAGAAAAGGAUCACUUAUCCAAGUUGGUCUUCUCUACAGAAGACGAGUUCAAUAAUGUUAGGAACAUGUUAUCUAAAGCUGAAAUGGAGCACUGUUCUAAGUUUAUCUCAGAAGAUAAAGUUUUGGAGGAGAUGACUUCCCACGAUCAACUUAAAGGAAUGUUUUUGAAGAUCCAUUAUCCACCAACUGAGUCAAACAUUGUCUAUAGUUACAAUCAAAUUGCUACUGAGUGAAGUCGGUGGUAAUAGUCAGUACCAGAUUGUUUGUCUAUAUCUAUGGCUAGGCAUGCGUGGGAGGACCCUGCAGGCUUCAUUUUCUUUAUUAUUGUCUACCGCACAAUGAAUCUGCAAUUUUGUAUCUUGGGAAGGACUAAAAGCAGAAGUUAAUAAUGGGUGGCAGAGCCACAAUGUACAUGGUGGUUCACAAGGUUGUGGGCAUUACGAUGCCCAUACCUAUAUCCAAAUGUCAUGUCUAAUAAUAAAACUAUUGGACCUUUUUGGCGGUUCAAUUUUAUUUACAUAAAAGACAGCCUCAAUUCGAAUACAUAGGCUCUGCCCCCUUUCAGCA
This is a messenger RNA of Zea mays, 5057 nucleotides long. RefSeq names its product SNF2 domain-containing protein CLASSY 4. Gene Ontology annotation, biological process: gene silencing by siRNA-directed DNA methylation. Lineage: Eukaryota; Viridiplantae; Streptophyta; Magnoliopsida; Poales; Poaceae. Gene Ontology annotation, molecular function: ATP binding. The transcript has 5 exons. The coding region runs from base 416 to 4723 and encodes 1435 amino acids. The record is from RefSeq and is a predicted model, not a curated record.